ACACACAAAUUUUGGUGGUUCUUUCGACCGCAGCACUACAAAAACCUAAUCUCGAUUUCUGGAGUUAAUCUGUUCUCUUGGUGUUAAAAAUUUUGGAAUAUUUUAGAAUUUUGAGUUGAAGAGUUAAAAGAGAUGAACGGCGGAAGAAGGAAUCUGAAACAAGCGGCUUCAAUGAAGGAUUUCAAGCUUGAGCAAUGUCAGAGUAUUGCACAGAUCGUCUCUCACAGAGGUUCCAAUCAAAUUGAGAUAAUGGAUGCAAAGGAUGACAACUCUUCAUUAGCAUUAUACAAACUGAGGAAAAGAAGAUCAAAUGGAGCUUGUAAUUUCCUGAUUAUGGGCUUUUUGUUCGGUCUAGCCGUCAACCAACAAAAGAGAAGAAGAAGAAGAAUAGGAAUAAGAAGAGAAACAGCAAGAGAUAUGUCCACGAUGAUUCCUCUGGAUCUCCUGAUUGAAAUUCUUAUCAGGUUGCCACUAAAGUCCCUGAUGAGGUUCAAGUUCGUCUCGAAGCAGUGGUCAUCCCUCAUCUCUUGUCGUUAUUUUUGUGACCGUUUAUUUACGGUCACACGACAACAACAACAACAACAACAACAACAACAACGUCGUCUAUACAUGUGUUUGGUGGGUGAAGGCGGCAGGAAACGUAUACUGCUUUCAAUAUCAUCAACGUCUCCAGACAACACUUGUUUUGUGGUCGACCAAGAUUUGAGCAUCUCAGGUAUGGGAGGCUUCUUCUUGAACAGCCUCCACGGCUUGAUGUGUUUUACAGUAAGGAAAAAUGCGUGUAUCUAUAAUCCCAGCACCGGACAAUGCUUGACCUUACCCGCCAUCAAAUCUGACAUCAUAGCUGAACAAGGUCAAUGGCAGCAUGAUAACAAGUACUCUAUCGGACACGAUCCUGUUAGUGGUCAUCACAAAAUUUUCUGCACAAUUGCUAUAUCCUCAGACUAUUUGAAAAAUCUCAAGUCAGAGCAUUGGGUGUUCGUACUGGAAGCUGGAGGUUCAUGGAAAAAGGUUGUUCCGCCAGAGAAUUAUCGUCCUCAUGUCCCUUUUGCACUAGGACGGUCACUUAGUGGAUCAGUAGUACAUUAUAUUGGGUGGCAUGAUAUGUACACUUGCGUAAUCGUGAGUUUCGACAUUACAACUGAAGAGUUGACUACCAUCCUAGUACCUGAGGAUGUCUUGUCAUCAGAUCAUAAUGUGGCUGUGCCUGGAAUAGAGUGGAAGGCAAAUCUUAUAGAAUAUGGUGGGAAAAUAGCUAUUUUCGAGCAUAGCUACCUCAAAGACGGGGGUGUGGCGACCUUGUGGGUAUUGGAAGACGUUAAGGAAAAGGAAUGGUCUAACCAGACUCUGUCUUUGCAGCCUUGUCAAAUGCAUUUAGUCCAAGACACUGAAGUGGUUGUCAAAGGCACAACUCCAGACGGCAAGGUAAUCUUGGCACCCUAUGAGAUGUGUUGUCGAUUCUACAUUCUGUGUUACGAUUUGCAAAGCAAUGACUUGAGAAAGGUCGAAAUCAAAGGAGUACCACACUUUUGGUUUGACAAAGAGUGCUAUGCUGACUUGAGGUUUAUGGAUGAGAGUGAGAGCUUCAUCUACUUUGGAAACUUGACCACUACUUUUUGACUUUGUUUGACUUGUUGAUACUGUUGAGUUUAAUAAAUUAAAUAAAUGUUUCUCAAAACGAGCUACUUCCCUUCAUACUAAAGAAAUGCUUUGCUUCGCGCAGUCACAUAUUAAGGAGUGUGGAAUAUUUUCUG
This is a messenger RNA of Eutrema salsugineum, 1754 nucleotides long. Its product is annotated as F-box/LRR-repeat protein At2g40920. The transcript is spliced from 2 exons. Bases 133 to 1620 code for a protein of 495 amino acids. NCBI's taxonomy places the organism in Eukaryota, Viridiplantae, Streptophyta, Magnoliopsida, Brassicales, Brassicaceae. Gene Ontology annotation, molecular function: protein binding. The record is from RefSeq and is a predicted model, not a curated record.